UUGCACUAGUAAUGAAAGAAAUAAUGUAAAUGGAAGAAAUAAGAAACAACGGCCAUCACUAUGGCGCUCUAAGUCUCAUUCCACAGAACCAACGGUUCGAAGUUCGGAAAUUUCCCGCUGGCGGGAAGGAAGAAACGUAAAGGAAAACCAUGAAAGUCGACAAAUUGAAGCUUCGCCAGGCAGUAGAUUCACUCUACUCUAUCGGCCCAGCAAGCCAAGAGUCCUACACCCGGCUCGUGCUAGAAUGCUUUGGGGCCAACGAUGCCGAUCAAGCCAAGCGAUUGCAGUCCCACAUGGACGCUUACUCCUACCGCCCGGCCGAUUCCUUCAUUCACAAUCGACUCCUCCAUCUGUACGCGAAAUCCGGCCAGAUACCCAGUGCUCGCCAACUGUUCGACAAAAUGCCCCACAGAGACAUCUUCUCCUGGAACGCUAUGCUGUCGCUGUAUGCGAAAUCCGGGUGCGUUGACGACUUGCAAGGCACGUUCGACAGGAUGCCUUCCCGGGAUUCGGUUUCCUAUAAUACCGUGAUUUCGGGUUUGGCUGGACGUGGGUGUGCAAGCAAGGCGCUUUCUGCCUUUGUGAAGAUGCAAAGAGAGGGGGUUGUGCCCACAGGGUACACAGUUGUUAGUGUUGUGAAUGCUUGUACGCAGUUGUUGGAUUUGAGGAGAGGGAAGCAGAUCCACGGGAGGAUAAUCGUUCGCGGUUUCGGAGGUAAUCCUUUUAUUUCGAAUGCGUUAACUGAUAUGUAUGCGAAGUGUGGGGAGAUCGCUGUGGCGAGGUGGCUCUUUGAUAGGAUGACGAAUAAGAACUUGGUGUCAUGGAAUUCGAUGAUCUCUGGUUACUUGAAGAACGGGCAGGCUGAUAAAUGCAUUGAAUUGGUUGGUGAAAUGGAGUUGUCUGGUUUGAAGCCUGAUCAAGUUACACUUUCAAACAUCCUCACUGCAUAUUUUCGGAAUGGAUGUUUGGAACAAGCGGGUAAAUUAUUUAGGAAGAUUUCCGAGAAGGAUAAGGUAUGUUGGACAACUAUGAUAGUUGGUUAUACCCAAAAUGGCAAGGAAGAGGAAGCUCUGAUGUUGUUUAAAGAAAUGACGUUAGCAAAUGUCAAGCCGGAUACUCAUACCAUCUCGAGUGUGGUUAGUUGCUGCUCUAAGCUAGCUUCUCUGAAUCAUGGCCAAGUUGUUCACGGGAAAGCAUUUGUGGUGGGAGUUGAUGAUGACCUGCUGGUUUCUAGUGCUCUUGUUGAUAUGUAUUGCAAAUGUGGAGUCACUAGGGAUGCGUCGAGUCUGUUUACCAUGAUGUCAGCCCGAAAUGUGGUUUCUUGGAAUUCAAUGAUUUGUGGGUAUGCUCAAAAUGGGCAGGAUUCAGAUGCUUUGGCACUUUUUGAGAUCAUGUUGGUAGAAAAAGAACUGAAACCAGAUCAUAUUACCUUCGUAAGUGUGCUAUCUGCUUGUAUCCAUGCUGGUUUGGUUGAAGAAGGAAAGAGAUAUUUUGGAUCAAUGAGUGGAAUUCAUGGCUUGUCUCCUACUUUAGAUCAUUAUGCGUGCAUGGUUAAUCUCCUUGGGCGUUCAGGAAGCAUUGAUGAAGCUGUUGAGCUAAUUAGUAGCAUGCCCCAUAAGCCAGAUUCCUUGAUUUGGUCAAGCCUUUUAAAUGUUUGUGCAACGAAGGGUAACAUCAAGUAUGGGGAGAUGGCAGCGAGGAAACUAUUUGAAUUGGAUCCUUUGAAUGCCGGACCUUACAUCUUGUUAUCCAACAUGUAUGCCAGUGAUGGAAGGUGGAAGGACGUUGCAGCUCUGAGAAGUUUGAUGAAGACCAACAACGUGAAGAAAUUCGCAGCCUACAGUUGGGUUGAUAUCAACAAUGAAGUCCACAAAUUCGUUGCAAACGACCGGAGUCAUGUUGAUUCAAUAGCUAUAUACGAGGAACUCAAUGAUUUGAUAAAGAAGGUUCAGGAAGUUGGGUACAAGCCUAAUACAAACUUGGUUCUACAUGAUGUUGGGGAACAAGAGAAACUGGAGUCCAUUAGUUAUCACAGUGAAAAGCUUGCUCUCGCAUUUAUGUUGAUGAAAAGGCCUCAUGAGGCUAUGCCAGUAAGGAUAUUGAAGAACCUUCGUGUUUGUGGCGACUGUCAUGCAUUUAUGAAGUUUGCAUCUAAAGUUACGGGUAGGACUAUCGUAUUGAGAGAUUCAAACAGAUUCCAUCAUUUUGUUGGAGGGAAAUGCUCCUGCAAUGACCACUGGUGACAGAAAAUGAGGAACACUGGGCGAACUGCCUGAUAUUGACACUGGAAACCAUCGAUUGCUUAUGGCUGUUGACAGCCUCCACGAUUCAAAGGGAAGAAGAGUUUAUUUAUCUGGUACUUUGGUCAGUUCAGAGAACGUCACGCUGAACCGUCAAGGUACUAACCAGCCGAUGGGGAGUGGAUAGUAGACAAAGAAGGCCGAGAAUGUUCACGAGGUAGAGUAACCCAUUGUUGACAAUAUGGAUUCAGUAGAUGUAUUUUGGCUAACUUUGAAAAUGGAAAUGGCUUUCUUAAGCAUGCCCUGAUUGUUUUUGGCGACUUCCUGUACGUUGGUUUCAGGAAUUGAAACCAUUGGCCAAAUUUGCAGAUGGAUGAUGAAAUCCAAGAUGAAUGCAGGCCCAAGAUACCAGAGCUAGGAAAGCUAAGGCUGACCAAGUUGGGCUUCUGAUAACUCUUUUUCUCGUUGGACUUUCACAUGUCUGAUUUCUCCACAUUCCACAAGAUACAAUGUUCAUCGUAGGAUGUAGCGCGCGAGAGUAUUCAAAUACGAGAUCUUCAUUUUGAAAAUCAGCAAUAAUAAAACCGCUAGAUCAAACUCUUGUAUUGGAUUUCGAAACACAUCAUCGAUCUAAACCUCUUUAAGGCGAGUCUAACACGAUAACCACUUUGCCUGAACCCAACAUUGCUUCCCUUUAUAUUGACCUUUUGAUUGUAGCUGUAGAUUUCUAUCAUUGAAAAACAGGGUAAAAAAAACAGAGCAUUACCGUUCAAUAUCUAUCUCGUCCUCCUAAAUUUUUUUACCAUGAUGACUGAUACAAAACAUAUCCUCUCCUUUUCCACUCAUGAUCCUGGCGAGCUUUCCCUUUCCAAGACUGUGAAACCUUCAGUGGGAAGGACUGUGGAAGAGCACUACCCUGCAAGCAAAAGUGCAUGGAGGAGACACGAUCCUUCCUCCAUAGCCACAAAAGAAAAAACAGGGGGCACGAUGACUCGUGAGAAACAUGCAUUUUCUUCCAUCAGAAAAGUUCCACCUCUGUCCAAAGAAAGGCAAGUGAAAGGAUUGGCCUAUCAUAUAACUUCCCUUAAGGGCUCAUUUUCUGCUCCCUUUUGGUUCAAGAGACAUGAUGAUAUCCCCAUCAUUUUCAGGUUGAAACGCAGGGGAGGGAUGGAUCUCCAUAAUUUUGCAUGCAAGUUGUUUGCUUUCUAUAUGGAGUUUUGCUGGAGGAUCCGCGGCAGAUCCAGAAUACAGAAGUGCACUAGGC
Linum trigynum is the source of this 3504-nucleotide messenger RNA. The record is from the annotation of a GenBank genome assembly. NCBI's taxonomy places the organism in Eukaryota, Viridiplantae, Streptophyta, Magnoliopsida, Malpighiales, Linaceae.